Botrytis deweyae is the source of this 729-nucleotide messenger RNA. RefSeq lists its product as uncharacterized. The coding region runs from base 1 to 729 and encodes 242 amino acids. NCBI's taxonomy places the organism in Eukaryota, Fungi, Ascomycota, Leotiomycetes, Helotiales, Sclerotiniaceae. The record is from RefSeq and is a predicted model, not a curated record. The transcript has a single exon.
AUGGCAACUGUAGCGGCAGGGUCUCAAGCCGGCCAUGACACCUUCGAUGCACUCAACAUCGAGUACGAAAAAGCUUAUCGCGACAACUCCUUCAAGAUUGCCGCCAUUAAGAAAGCAAUAACUUUAUUAGACCCCGGAUCGAAGGUUCUCGACGUGGGAUGCGGUACUGGAGUACCAGUUUCAGAACUGUUGGCUGGAGCUGGACUGGAAGUGGUUGGUUUCGAUAUCGCACCCAAGAUGGUUGAAUUUGCUCAAACGAGAGUCAAGGGUACCUUUUCCGUGUCGGAUAUGGUGCAAUUUCAGGUUGAAGAUACGUUUUCGGGAGUCUUUAUGAUAUUUGCUCAUCUGCAACUCUCGUAUGCAGCCGUUCAUGCGGCGGUGUACAAAUACGUUAGUGCACUGAAGCCAGGGGGAAUAUUUGUUCUCGGCCAGAUGCCGAGUGAUUCGUACGUUAAGGACGAAGGUAACGCAGCAUAUGAUGAAACGAGAACGUAUGUGGAGGAUUACGAUGCGCCAUUUAUGGGAGAACCACUUCCGACUUUCAUGAUGAGCGAGCAAGGACAAAGAAACUUUUUGACAAGUAUGGGACUGGAGAUCGUGAGUGAGACGAUUGAUCAAUUUCAGCCGGAUAAUGAGAAAUGUGAGCCGGAAAUGCAGCAAUAUAUCAUUGCGAGAAGACCUGUGGACGGGGAGAUUGUGGAGCCACAGCCGCUUCCAAAGAAGAAGUAG